Messenger RNA from Aspergillus candidus, 1672 nucleotides. RefSeq names its product PP2C family serine/threonine-protein phosphatase. Gene Ontology annotation, biological process: protein dephosphorylation. The transcript has a single exon. The record is from RefSeq and is a predicted model, not a curated record. The coding region runs from base 118 to 1620 and encodes 500 amino acids. Gene Ontology annotation, molecular function: protein serine/threonine phosphatase activity. Lineage: Eukaryota; Fungi; Ascomycota; Eurotiomycetes; Eurotiales; Aspergillaceae.
GGCAACCAUGCAGUCUCAAUUUCUCCCAUAAUCGCAUUGAGAGAACGAAUCUUCGAGCUUCGUCCGUGCUCUUUGCUAUACUCGCCCCCUCCCCUCUUCAAUCGCACUCUAGCAACAAUGCUGUUAUUGGGUGUGACUCGAAUGCGUCUCCGCGUGUCCACAACAUCAAUCUCACGAACUUGGGCCAAGAAUUCCUAUUCAACCAAGGGUUCUGGCUCUGGCUCUGGCUCUGGCUCAGGCUCUGGCGCAGGCUCUGGCUCAUCCUCGAGCUUGAUGAGAUACAUCGCGAUUGCCAGUGUGGUCAGUACACCAGGCCUUUGGUGGUUGGUAUCUACCCGCAACGAUGCGGCCCGCGACGAUGUGCCACAUCUUGAGAGUCCUCCAGCUGAGCACUGGGGCGUUGAGCCGGGUCCUUCUAAAGACCAAGUGACACAUAUCCUAUCGCAAGGAGCAUAUUCAUUUCUGGUCAGAAACGUUGCCGGCGUCAGCAGAUACGAUGGUGCUCAAUUAGCUUCCAAUAGCCCAUGCGAGGACCAGUCCACCCAUGGUAAACUUCCUUCACCAUGGAACGAGGGUAAUCAGUGGAUGGCCUGGGCUGUUUUUGACGGUCAUUCAGGCUGGCAAACAGCAGAUUUGCUGAAGAAGCAGCUCCUGCCUUUCGUCCUUCACAGCUUGAGCCAAGUCAAACCACCCUCAAACGAAGAUUCCUUAUCCGAGGAAUCAGUGCAGCGCGCUAUCAUAAAGGGGUUCGUGAGCCUCGACGAUUCCAUCAUCAAAACAGCCCUAGAUACGUCUCAGAGCGAAGAACCGUUGCAAGAGAAGGUAAAGAAAUUAGCCCCCGCUUAUGCCGGUUCAUGCGCUUUGCUGUCUAUGUACGAUUCUAUCACAAGCACAUUGCAUGUGGCGUGUACCGGCGAUUCGAGGGCAGUCUUGGGGCAGAAAAGGCCGGACGGCACAUGGGAAGCAAUUCCAUUGUCAGUAGACCAGACUGGCAAAAACAAAGAGGAGAUCGCCAGGCUCCAUCAGGAGCACCCGGGUGAAGAAGACAUCGUCAAAAAUGGACGAGUGCUCGGGAUUAUGGUCUCGCGAGCUUUUGGCGAUUGUCAGUGGAAAUGGCCUUUGGAGUUCCAGCAGGAUAUACAGCGGAGAUUCUAUGGUCCACCACCUCUGACACCACGCUACGACAUCCGAACGCCACCAUAUCUGACGGCUGAACCGGUUGUGACAAGCACCAAAAUCGACCCUGGGCAACCUUCUUUUCUGAUCAUGGCAACAGACGGCUUAUGGGAUAUGCUCUCCAAUCAUCAGGCAGUCGACCUAGUAGGGAAAUGGUUAGAAUCGGGAGCAGCCGAGAAGAGAAACAGCAGCCUGGAGCCGACUUAUGAACCAUUCGACUUUGGUCGAUUUUGGAACGGGGUGAGUUGGAAGUUUGUGGAGGAGAGAACAACAGUCCAAGAUGACAACGCCGCUGUGCAUCUGGUGCGUAAUUCCCUUGGUGGAAAUCAUCACGAGUUGAUAGCCGGCCGACUUGCCUUCAGCCCUCCAUCCUCCCGGCGUCUACGAGACGAUACAACUGUGCAGGUGGUUUUUUUUAAUGUCUCAAAUCUGGAAAAUAAAUAGCAGUCAGAACCAUAGCAUUCUUAGCGUAUUAAACAUGCUCCUACCGCUACUC